Molecule: messenger RNA, 411 nt
Organism: Mytilinidion resinicola
Lineage: Eukaryota; Fungi; Ascomycota; Dothideomycetes; Mytilinidiales; Mytilinidiaceae
Exons: 1
Coding region: 16-246 (76 amino acids)
Source: RefSeq, a predicted model, not a curated record
AUCGUCCUCGCCGUAAUGCCCAAGCGCCCUUGUACAAGCCCACUUCUAUUGCUGUUCAGUGGUCUCCAACGUAACUAUCCCAGAGAUGACGUUUCGCCCAAACCCGCGAUCGACGUUCUCCAAAACCUGCUGAGGCUGGUCCCUGUUCCAAGAACUUCGACACCACCCAAUGUCAUCUACGAUAAGGCAGAUCGGCACUUGCUCGCGAAACAGACUGCUGCAGGGAACCGCCACAUUAGCUGUUAAUGCAGGAGCCGGCUGGCAUCAUGACAGGCUUUGGUACCUCGUAUCUGGGUAACGGGCCGCCACUCAACAGCGAAGAGCGAGCGGAACUUAAGAAUAAGAAGUGGGAUGAUCCGUAGGUUGGCUACGGUAGCGCUACAUAUUUUAUAGACUUAUGGUAGCAUCCCU